CACAUAUAUGGAAUAGCUUUGAAAACUGAUCCAACUUUGACUUUACUGAUCUAAAUCUGCUUCUUCCCAUAUCUCUUUAUAUACUACCAAAUGGAAUCUGAGGGAGUGUCGUUACCACUGUUUCACAAGCAUCUUAUGAUGCCUUGGAAUGAUCUGAGGAAAGGGGAUUGUUGUCGACUCUUUGAAUCUCAGAGUGAUGGCUACUAUUGUAAGAUGUGUGAUUUUUUCGUGCACAAGAAAUGUGGCGACGAGAUCCCUGAAUUUAUCCACCACCCAUCUCACCCCAAUCACACACUGGUCCAGACUCGGCAUGAACCAGAUAUUCCAUAUGUUAUUAUAUGUGCUUUAUGUGGAAUGAGUAUUUUGAAUCUAUACUAUCGCUGUGAGAUGUGUCGCUUCAACGUGGAUCCACAUUGUGUCAAGUACCCACCACCAGAUGUUAUUGAUAAUUUCAAAACGCACAGCCACGUGCUCACACUUGUCAAUGUCCGCACCGAGUUCGAAUGUUUUGCUUACAAAUGUGAGGAAUGUGAUGUAGUCCUCCCUGUAGAUUUUGUAGGGUACCCAACAGCACUAGAUCACCCAGCCGAGGUAAACCACUCUUACCACUCCUUGCAUCCUCUUAAGCUUCUAACGGGUCAACUUCCGGAUUAUUCUGAUGGAAAAUGUCGUCUUUGUGGAAGAAAAGUUGAUAAAGAAUUGUUUUAUCAUUGUUCUUCUUGUAACUUCACUUUGGAUAUGCGUUGUGUUCUGAACCCACCACCACAAUCUCUUUUGGAUUUGAAAGCUCAUGAUCACCAACUCACUCUUCUUCCAAGACUCGAUUCUUUUACAUGUAAUGCUUGUGGGCUCAAGGGAGAUCGAAGCCCUUACGCAUGCUUUCAAUGUGGUUUCAUGAUCCAUCAAGAUUGUCUUUCCCUUCCACGUGUCAUUAACAUAAAUCGCCAUGAUCACCGUGUUUCUCGUACUUCGGUUCUUGGUGUUGUUAAUUCUGUCUGCGGAGUUUGUCGCAAGAAGGUGGACUGGACUCUUGGUGGGUUUGCUUGUAAGAGAUGUCCUGACUAUGUCGCACAUUCUAAAUGUGCUACCAGAAAUGAUGUAUGGAACGGGAAAGAACUCCAAGGAGUACCUGAGGAAGAAGAAGAUAUAGAACCAUAUGUGGUGAUUGAUGACAACAGAAUACAACAUUUCAGCCACAAAGAGCAUUACCUAAGACGAAUCCAUGGGAAUGGCAUUGUGUAUGAGGAGAACAAACGAUGCAAUGCAUGCACCCAUCCUAUCGGUCUCCAAUCCUUUUAUAGCUGUAUGGAUUGUGAUUUUUCUCUACAUCAGAACUGUGCUGAAUGUCCUAAAAAGAAGCGACAUGUGCUACACAAUGAACAACUCACCUUAGUUACAAACAAGGAGCUAGAAGUCUUCUGGUGUAAUGCUUGUCAUAGGAUAUCCAAUGGUUUCAUGUACAAGGAUGGCGAGAAGAAACUGGAUCUUUUGUGUGGCUCGAUUCCAGAGCCGUUUGUCCAUCCAAGUCAUCCCCAACAUCCCUUAUAUAAUAUUCCAAUAGAAGAAGAUAAAGAAUGCAAUGGUUGCAACAACUUGGAAUAUUGUGUGCUCAGGUGCAUUGAAGAUGAUUGUGGAUUUGUACUGGGCUUCAAAUGCAUCACUCUACCACAAGUGGUAAAUCACAUAGCAUAUGAUCAUCCUCUCUCACUAUGCGAUGGCGAAAAAGAGACAAGUGGUAAAUACUGGUGCGAUAUUUGUGAGGGAGAAACCAGUCCGGAGAAAUGGUUCUACACUUGUAAAGAUCUUUGGGCUAGUUUGCAUACAAAAUGUGUGCUCGGAGACUCCUUAGGGCUCAUGCCAAGAAGUGUAGUAAAAUUGUGGGGCAAAUCGUAUGAGGUGGUGCUCAAUAAAAGUGUAACUCGUCCAUUUUGCAGCAAGUGUAAGUCUCGUUGCAUGAACCCUAUCAACCUCAAGUUGCUUGGAACCUCUGUGACCUACUUUUGCUCUGAUUAUUGCGUAUUUUCGUUAAAUUAUCAGUUGUAAAGAUGUUAAUUUGUUUCAACUUCUUAUAUCCUU
Molecule: messenger RNA, 2076 nt
Organism: Raphanus sativus (radish)
Lineage: Eukaryota; Viridiplantae; Streptophyta; Magnoliopsida; Brassicales; Brassicaceae
Exons: 2
Coding region: 91-2043 (650 amino acids)
Source: RefSeq, a predicted model, not a curated record